AUGUAUGCUAACAUAGAAGCUCAAAGCAAUACCGAAGAAGUAGCUUUUGUUAUAAUUAUUAUCGAUGCGAUUCCAAGUGAGAAUAACAGAAGAUUGCGACCAUUCGCCGAUAUUACUGAGAGUAGCCAUUUUGGAACAAAAGAAAAUGAAAUUCUGUUCAUGCUGGGUUCAGUCUUUCGUAUCACAAAUGUUGAACGGGAUGUUAAUAGACGAUGGAUUGUAUCAAUGACUGCGUGCGAUCAAGAAGAUAUUGAAUUAAAUAAACUUUUCUCAUGGUUUGGAGAUGAAAAAAACGUAAAUGGAACAGAUGAUGAUACAUUUCACAGUUUUGGAGUGUUACUCUUAGGGGAGGAACAUCGUUUAAUAGCCGAAAUAUAUACAGAUCUUGGUCGAAUGUAUUAUGAAAAGAAACAACUAGAUAAAGCUCUUGAUUAUUAUACACGUGGUCUCACUAUAGCACAAAAAAUCCUUCCUGAUACUCAUCCAGAGAUGGGAAUGUUUCAUACUGGUAUCGCUGUAGUUUAUUCUGAAAUGGAAAAAAUCGACGAAGCAAAAUUUCAUUUUGAGGCUGUUGCAAAUAUAGACUUGAUCUCGUUUCCAACUGAAAAUCCUCCACUUUCUUCAUAUUACGAAGCUUUAUAUAUAUUUUAUUCACACAAGAGUACCAUUCGUGGUGCACCAACGACUCAGCUACCAAAUGUGAAGCAGAAUUCCUCGCAACGAACUGGAAUUAUCUUUUAUCGUUGCCCAUGGUGUCAUAGUUAUGUCUGGAUAUAUAAAGCAUUUUUCUUUUGCAAAGGAUCACCGUGUUUUCGAUGUCUAAGACAAUUGAUAACAUUACGACCAUCCCGAGUGAAUUCACGCUUGCUCCAAUAUUUGAAUUAUUGUCAUCAGUAUUCUCGUCUUAUGGAAGAAACGGAUGUUCAUUAUCUACUCGCACGUGAAUUACGACAGCAAUAUCUACAAUCUUUGCCUGAUAAGGACUUCAUUUAA
Rotaria sp. Silwood2 is the source of this 993-nucleotide messenger RNA. NCBI's taxonomy places the organism in Eukaryota, Metazoa, Rotifera, Eurotatoria, Philodinida, Philodinidae. The record is from the annotation of a GenBank genome assembly.